Molecule: messenger RNA, 2112 nt
Organism: Lachancea nothofagi CBS 11611
Lineage: Eukaryota; Fungi; Ascomycota; Saccharomycetes; Saccharomycetales; Saccharomycetaceae
Source: the annotation of a GenBank genome assembly
AUGACCAAGCUUACUAUCGCAAGCAAGGCUCCAGUUGUUGCAUACUCUGAGCUAAUUGCUGCUCGUCUGGUAAAUGCCACCAAACCUUCUAGCGUGGAAUUCGAAUUCGUAGAGGACAAAAAAGCCGUCCCUGCAGUUUUCGAAGGAAGCUCGGAGGCUGUCUUGGAGCGCAUUGUGAAACAAUUUCCCCAAGUUUUUGCCGACGGUUUCGAAGGAGCCAGUGAAUGGGCUAAAUUCGCCACUGGGGAACUUACCGUGAAGAACUUUGCCAAACUUUCGGGAUCAUUAGAAAAGCUUGAUGCCCACUUAAACCUCAGAACAUUCAUUCUGGGUGGUCAAUCGUUCUCUGCCGCCGAUGUCAUCUGCUGGGGGUCACUCAGAUCCAAUGGUAUGGUUGGAUCCAUCAUCAAGAACAAAGUAUACGUCAACGUCUCCCGUUGGUAUACACUUUUGGAGCAAAUGCCUGCAUUCGGCAGUGCUCACGAAUUCUUGACAAAGUCGGUUCAGGAAGUUAAGAAAUCUGCGACCGGUAACAAGAAGGAGACCCACAAGGCUAAUUUCGAAAUCGGCCUACCAGGAGCCAAGAUUGGCGAGGUCGUAACCCGUUUCCCACCCGAACCCUCUGGAUACUUGCACAUCGGACAUGCCAAGGCUGCCAUUUUGAAUCAAUACUUUGCCCAGGAAUAUAAAGGUAAGCUUAUCAUCAGAUUCGAUGACACCAACCCUUCAAAGGAGAAAACUGAAUUCCAGGAUUCUAUUUUGGAAGAUUUGGAGCUUUUAGGAAUUAAAGGUGACAGAGUCACUUAUUCUUCGGAUUAUUUCCAAGAAAUGUAUGAUUUAUGUGUUAAAUUGAUCAAAGAAGGCAAGGCUUAUUGUGAUGACACCCCAACCGAGAGGAUGAGAGAGGAGCGUAUGGAUGGUAUUGCUUCUGCGAGAAGAGAUCGUUCUGUUGAAGAGAAUCUGAAGAUCUUUACUCAAGAUAUGAAGAACGGCACAGAAGAGGGCUUGAAGAACUGUGUUCGUGCUAAAAUUGACUAUGAAGCUCCAAACAAAACCUUGAGAGAUCCAGUCAUUUACAGAUGUAACCUGACCCCACAUCAUAGGACCGGUUCCGCAUGGAAGAUCUAUCCAACAUACGAUUUCUGUGUUCCAAUUGUCGACGCUUUGGAAGGUGUCACUCACGCCUUGCGUACCAUUGAAUACAGAGACAGAAAUGCGCAAUACGACUGGAUGCUUAACGCACUUGAGCUGAGAAAAGUCCAUAUAUGGGAUUUCGCUCGUGUUAACUUUGUGAGAACACUGUUAUCCAAGAGAAAACUUCAAUGGAUGGUUGACAAGGAUCUUGUUUCCAACUGGGAUGAUCCAAGAUUCCCAACGGUAAGAGGUGUCAGAAGAAGAGGUAUGACUGUUGAGGGCUUGAGAAACUUUGUUCUAUCACAGGGUCCCUCAAGAAAUGUGAUCAACUUAGAGUGGAACCUAAUUUGGGCUUUUAACAAGAAAAUCAUCGACCCAGUUGCCCCUAGACAUACUGCGGUUGUGAACCCUGUGAAGCUGCACAUCGAAGGAGCUCCUGGAACUCCAGAUGUUCAAGUCAAGCCAAAACAUAAAAAGAAUCCAGCUGUAGGCGAGAAGAAGGUCAUUUACUAUUCGGACGUCUUGCUCGAUCAAGACGACGCUGACAUGGUCGAAGAGGGCGAGGAAGUAACCUUGAUGGACUGGGGUAAUGUUAUCAUUACUAAAAAGAAUGCUGACGGGUCCUUGAGUGGUAAACUGCACCUCGAGGGUGACUUCAAGAAGACGAAAUUGAAAUUAACCUGGUUGGCUGACACAAAGGACAAGGUUAAUGUUGAUCUAGUCGACUUCGACCACUUGAUCACCAAAGACAAAUUAGAGGAGGGCGAGGAUUUUGCAGACUAUUUGACCCCACAGACUGAGUUCCACGUCGCUGCUGUUGCUGAUCUUAAUGUAAAGGACAUGAAGAAAGGAGACAUUAUUCAAUUUGAAAGGAAGGGUUACUACAGAUUAGAUUCGGUGGCGUCAGAAGACCAACCAUAUGUCUUUUUUGCCAUCCCAGACGGCAAAUCCGUUAACAAGUACGGUGCUAAGAAAUAA